This is a messenger RNA of Mycosarcoma maydis (corn smut), 1026 nucleotides long. RefSeq names its product putative thiamine biosynthetic enzyme. Gene Ontology annotation, biological process: thiamine biosynthetic process. NCBI's taxonomy places the organism in Eukaryota, Fungi, Basidiomycota, Ustilaginomycetes, Ustilaginales. The record is from RefSeq and is a predicted model, not a curated record. The coding region runs from base 1 to 1026 and encodes 341 amino acids. The transcript has 3 exons.
AUGACACCUCCCACCGCGUCUUUCAUCAACCCUGCCACUGCUGGACCCCAGCCGGGCAGCUUCAAGCUUAGCAAGGGUAGCUUGCACGCUUGCUCGACCACGGCCGCUCCGAAAUACGAGCAGUAUGUGCCUAUCAAAACGGGCGAGGAGCCUAUCGAAGAUUUCAACGGCCACUAUCGUUUUGCUGAAAUCAAGGAGUCGCAUACGUCGCGUGCGAUGACGGCGCGCUAUAUGGCGGACAUGAUGGACGCUGCAGUGUCGGACGUGGUGAUUAUCGGAGCUGGUUCGGCCGGUCUCACUUGCGCUUACACUUUGGCUAAGCAGCGGCCGGACUUGCGCAUCACGAUGCUCGAGGCUUCGGUAGCUCCCGGUGGAGGCGCCUGGUUGGGGGGCCAGCUGAUGAGCGGAAUGGUGAUCCGCAAGCCGGCGCACAACUUGCUCGUCGAGAUCGGCGUUCCGUUUGACGACGAGGGAAGCUACGUGGUGGUCAAGCACGCUGCUCUGUUCACUUCGACGCUCAUGAGCAAGCUGCUGGCGAUGGACAAUGUCAAGCUCUUCAACGCUACUUGCUGUGAAGAUCUGAUCAUCAAGAAGGACCAGACGGGCGCACAGAGGGUCAACGGCGUCGUGACCAACUGGACGCUCGUCACAAUGGCACAUGGUCUUCAGUCGUGCAUGGACCCUCAGACCAUCACCGCGCCUGUCGUCAUCGGCGCGUGCGGUCACGACGGACCGUUUGGCGCAUUCAGCGUCAAGCGUCUCAGUUCAGCGGGUCUAAUCAAGCUCGGUGACAUGCGUCCAAUGGACAUGAACAAGUCGGAAGGCCUGAUCGUCAACAACACGCGAGAAGUGUUCCCAGGCCUGAUCGUAUCCGGUAUGGAGCUGUCUGAACACGACGGCCACCCGCGCAUGGGCGCUUCGUUCGGAGGCAUGAUCGGGUCCGGCCAAAAAGCCGCGUACGAAGCCAUUAAGCUGUACGACAGCCUCGAGAUCGACGACGGCGAGGUAGUCGGUCUCAAGCACUGA